UUUAUUUAUUUCUCAGAGAGAGAGAGAGAGAACACACAAGCAGGCAGAGGCAGAGAGAGAAGCAGGCUCCCCACUGAGCAAGGAGCCCAAUGUGGGAUUUAAUCCCAGGACCCGGGGAUCAUGACGUGAGCCGGAGGCAGCUGCCCAACCGACUAAGCCACCCAGGCGUCCCUAUCUGAUGAGUUUUGACAAAUGUAUAGGUAAUUUGAUUUGGGGUGGAGGGCAUUAAGGUCACCUGAAAUUAUGUAGGUCCAGGGAUUUAGCAGAGGGAUCGUGGCUAGGAAAGAGAACUUCAGGGCUUUUGGAAAACAUGCCCAAACAGGGACAGGUGGAGGCACCAGGGCCGACCUGAAAUUCCUGCGGUCUCAGUGCACCAGAAUCUGAAUUUCCAGAAUGUCACACAACUUCGUGGCACUUUUCAGCCCUCCUCAGGGAGUGGGCCAGCUCCCUUUCACACCAGUCUCACCUGUAUAAGCCAGGAGCAGUGACCUGGGACUGAGUCUUCCCUUCUCCCUGCAACUCUCCUACCACCACCCACACUCCCCAUCCCUGCCUACCGGUGGGGAUGGGAGGGGUCCGCUCCAGCCCGCCACAGCCAAACUUCACCGCUGCCUUGACACCCACUGGGCCUGAUUUUCUCUCCAGACGCAGUUAGAAAUCGACUUCGGGUCUGCAGCACUAUUACAGGCGGGAAAAAGCGAAAGCUCUGCACCAGGUGUUGGCGUCAGAAAUACCCCUUUGGGUCCGCCGCCCUCCGGUCCCUGGGGGAGUCUAGGUAUCUGAGGCACGGUCUACUGAGUCAGCCCAGCAACCAGGUCCUCUCCCGCUCCUCUGCCUCUAAAACCCUCUAGAGGUUGCAGUUUCAGCUUCACUUAGAGACGGCAACUCUUGAGUUCAGGUUGGCUGGGGAAACUGAGGCAAAACUGGGAAGGGGUCUAAAGUUGACCACAGACACCCCCACCCCCACCCCGAACUGCGAUAGCCCCUUCCGAAAGCCCAAAGCGGUGCGCACGUAUCCAGGAAACCCGUGGGGGUGGGUCCGUGCAAAAGUCUUGGGGAAAGCGAAGCACCACAGCUGCGGGGAAGCCACAGGGGUGGGGCCGGGGGUGGGUCCUGGUGGAGGGCGGGGCCGACCUGGGCUUCCAAGAGUGCCAGCGUAGCCCUGCACAGCACAGGUGGUGGUGGUGGCGGCCCUUGCCUGUGGUUCUUGUUCUGCGUGCGCUAGACAUCGCAGCCAUGGAGGGACCCGAGGAGCUUCUGAGUGGGAAGCUCCAGCUCUGCUUCACCCCCGCUGCCGGGACUAGCCUCCUGAUGUUCAGGCUCAACGACGCGGUGCUGCGGGCACUGCAGGAGUGUCGGCGGCAACAGGUUCGGCCAGUGAUCGCUUUCCAAGGCAACCGAGGGUAUCUGAGGUUCCCAGGCCCUGGCUGGUCCUGCCUCUUCUCCUUCUUAGUGUCCCAGUGUGGCCAGGAGGGCCCUGGAGGUGGCUUGGACCUUGUGUGCCAACGCUUAGGCAGAUCUGAGCCUAACCAGCUCCACUGCCUGGGCCCACUCAGGGAUCGCCUCACUAUUUGGGCAGCCAUGGAUUCCAUCCCAGCCCCAUCUAUAGUUCAGAGACAUAAUCUGAUGGACCGCAUCAGAGAUCCUGAGAGUUGGCAGAACACAGGAGACUAUUCUGAAGAAGACACAGUUUCACAGCCACAGAUGGCGCUAAAAGAGGUGCCAGAUCCACUGGCAAGCAGCCAAGGACGGUCACUCCCAGGAUCCUCAAAGGAACACAUGACACAGUGGGAAGUGAGAAACCAGACCUAUCUUCCAAACAGAGAACCUGAUCAGGCACUGACUUCUGCUAGCCAGAAACAUUUGGACAAGAAGCGUCCGGCAUCUACAACCACUCUAGGACUAGAAGAAAAGAGACUCAGAACUCUGCCUUUAGCUCCAAGUCCCCUACAAGGGCUGCCCAGUCAGGACCUGCAAGAGGGAGAAGACUGGGAACAAGAGGAUAAGGAUGAAGACAUGGGCCCCAGGUUGGAACACAGUCCCUCAGUUCAAGCUGAUUCUGAAUCCCCAAGCCCUGAAGAGGUACCAGAUUAUGUCCUGCAAUACAGGGCCAUCUGCAGUGCAGAGCAGCAACAUGCUUAUGAGCAGGACUUUGAGACAGAUUAUACUGAAUACCGCAUCCUACAUGCUCGUGUUGGGGCUGCAAGCCAAAGGUUCAUAGAGCUGGGAGCGGAGAUCAAGAGAGUUCAGCGAGGAACUCCAGAACACAAGGUACUGGAAGAAAAAAUAGUCCAGGAAUAUAGAAAGUUCAGGAAGCGGUACCCAGGUUAUAGGGAAGAAAAGCGUCGCUGUGAGUACCUGCAUCAGAAAUUGUCCCACAUUAAAGGUCUCAUUCUGGAGUUUGAGGAAAAGAACAGGGAAAGCUGAAGCUGUCAGAAGGCUUUGUGCGAUAUGAAGAACAAAGCAGCUAUGAACUACAUAGAGUGCAAGUGUCUGUUCUUAUUGCUGAGUCCAUGGUGGCAAGCAUGAGUUAAACUUCUAAAUUCUUUAAGGUCUGACUUUUAUUGUUGCCAUAUUUUACUUUUUAGGGUUUGGGCACAGUGCCAAGACUCCACAGCUGUGCCCAGGAGACUAGGAAGAGUAGUAGAGGCUUAGCUUCUUCAUCUUUAGUUCAGCCAAGUCAUUUUCAAAUCCUGAGAUUUCAGGAUUUCACCAUUUCCAGGACAAGAUACCUUGAGAGCUUGGUUGCCUCCCUAAAGAAAUAGUAAUGAGAACUUUUGGUAACAGAGCUGAAGUAACUUGUAAUACACCUAGAUAUAAUGGGAAAGGGAUUGGUUGUUCCCCCUGUUCUGGAAGUGAAUUAUUUUACAAACAUGGCUGAAAAAAUGAAAACUG
Mustela lutreola (European mink) is the source of this 2895-nucleotide messenger RNA. It is a transcript of the gene ELL3, whose product is annotated as elongation factor for RNA polymerase II 3. NCBI's taxonomy places the organism in Eukaryota, Metazoa, Chordata, Mammalia, Carnivora, Mustelidae. Bases 1237 to 2427 code for a protein of 396 amino acids. The record is from RefSeq and is a predicted model, not a curated record. Gene Ontology annotation, cellular component: transcription elongation factor complex. Gene Ontology annotation, molecular function: cis-regulatory region sequence-specific DNA binding. Gene Ontology annotation, biological process: positive regulation of transcription elongation by RNA polymerase II; transcription elongation by RNA polymerase II; snRNA transcription by RNA polymerase II. The transcript has 11 exons.